Messenger RNA from Bipolaris sorokiniana ND90Pr, 2972 nucleotides. RefSeq lists its product as uncharacterized. Gene Ontology annotation, cellular component: membrane. Gene Ontology annotation, molecular function: magnesium ion binding; cobalt ion binding; magnesium ion transmembrane transporter activity. Gene Ontology annotation, biological process: metal ion transport; transmembrane transport. The coding region runs from base 291 to 2972 and encodes 893 amino acids. The record is from RefSeq and is a predicted model, not a curated record. NCBI's taxonomy places the organism in Eukaryota, Fungi, Ascomycota, Dothideomycetes, Pleosporales, Pleosporaceae. The transcript has 2 exons.
GGGGGGGUCGAGGCAAGAGCCCUCUCGCUCACGCUCUCACUCACACGCACACUGGCGCUGCCGGCGACGGGCCACGCGACAGGCUGGGGGGAGAGGGGGGGCGACAGAGGGAUGGGCAGUGGUAGCGUGGUGCAGAGGCGAGGAUGUGUCUAUGUAUGUAUGCGUGGGUAUGUAUGUAUGUGGAUGUGGAUCGCGGUAAGGCUGCAGUGUGUAUGUAUGUAUGUAUGCGUGGGUGGUGGCAGUAGUGUAGUGUAGUGUAGUGUAGUGUGGUGUGGUGGGUGUGCUAUGCUAUGGAAUGCUGGCUGAGGCUGGGCUGGCUGGCUGGCAGAUUGGCGUGGGUGGAUGGGGGAGGCAAGAGGCGGUUCGGGAUGGGAGGGCAAGGCCUUGCUAGUCGCUGUCACAGUCAAGCACAAGCAUUGGCACCGCCGGCCGAGAAGGGCAGUCUCGAACCGCUAAUUUCAUGCGUCACGCCCGCCCGCUCGCGCUCAAAUCUAUCGCCAACACCUCCCGUCGCAGCACCCAAAUGUCGCCUGCAAAUCAUCUCACUAAUCGUUCUAUCUGCUCCUCUGCACUCGCUUCUGCCCAAUGCUCCCUCCUUUGCGCCACACAGUGAUGCCCCCUUUGAUUGGUCAGCGUAUUUACGCUGCAGGCCUACCGCUCUGCUUGCUGCUCUUCGUCGCGCCCAUGGCGAGACAUGGCAUGGUGAAACCCUGCACCAGCUAAGACAGCAUGCUCCCUCACAACCUCGUAGCCUCCAUGGGCGGACUGUUCGCAGCGUGCCCGUCCGUCCGCUGCCAUCCCGUAUUCGCCAACGACCGAACAGCACAAUAUCGACGCUUCGAAUCUACACUUCGCUGCUUGACCUCCUGCCCAACCCCGUAAGCAGCCCAGCCAGGCCAAGCCCGUCAAACACGCCCUUUUCUCCGUACAUUGACUCCAACCGCCCUGUCAUGUCGGCCUCUCCCCACGACACGCGGGUCCAGGACUUUGCCUCUGUGCCUCCGCCGCCCACUGACCCCGAGCGCUCUGCCUCGGACUCAGCGGCCCCUCCGCAAUUGACCCUGGACACGCAGCUCAAUGGAGAACAAAGAAGUCGCGGCCGCUCGGCCACUGCAACCACUGCGACCAGCGCUGCCGCUACCAACCCCGACACUCUCCUUUCCCCCGACCGCGGUUCUAUAGACUCGACACUGCGGCGCCGAAUCACCAGAUCUCAUACGGUCAAACACUACCAAUCCCCCACCCGCCAGUACCACCAUCAGGAGCCUGGCGCCGAGCCUGGUGUCGACACAAAGAACGACAACGAGGCUGCAAACUACCACCACUUGUACGCCCCCUGCCAGAUUACUGUAGUCGACUUUUCCGACCAGAGGGUCGAGUGCCACGAGCUCGAUAAUGAUACACUCGAGGAAUUCCUAAAACACCCAAAGGAGGACUGGGUCACCUCGCGAUGGAUCAAUGUCAAUGGUUUGAGCUGGGAUGUAAUCCGCACCCUGGGAAACCACAAGCAGCUGCAUCGCCUGGCCAUUGAGGACUUGAUGAGCCCGCAGAGCAGGACAAAGGUUGAUUGGUACUCGGACCAGGCCUUCAUGCUCUUGACUCUCUCCAAGCUCGUCCGCACCCCCGUAGACGAAGACUCGGAAAGCGAUUCCGACUCGGACUUGGAUGACACCGACCGACGUUAUGAGGCUUCUCGGUCACGCUCCCGCCCCCGUCAUUCCAGCCAUCACCAGAAGCAAAAGAAGAACCGAAAGCCGUCCUUGUUCAAACGGGCAAAGAGAAUGUUUUUUUCGAGAAACAAUGACGAGGGAAAGUCGAAAAAGGACGACAUGAUGCACGCCUUGGAUGGUAUAGAGAAGCAACUUGACGGUACGCCUCUUGAAAGGCUUAGGACUGCUACACCUCCAGCAACGACUGCAGUCCGUACCCUCCAGCGUUACCGUGGUGGAUACAACCUCGACCGCAUAGUCUAUCUGGAACAGCACUCGGCGCUCACAGAGAAGCACCUGACUGUUAGUGUCGAGCAGGUCAGCAUCUUCUUACUCGCCGACAACUCGGUCAUCUCCUUCUUCGAGCACUCAGCCGACGAUGUCGAAGGCAUGAUCUUGAAGCGUCUCCGCACCGAAGACACCAUUCUCCGUCGCAGCCAAGACAGCAGCAUGGUUGUCCAAGCCAUCAUCGACGCCAUUGUCGAUUUAGCCAUACCCGUUGUAGCCGCCUACGAAGACGCCAUGGGCGAACUGGAACUUGACGUUCUCGAGGAGCCCGAGCUGCACCACAGCCAACUUCUCUAUCUCCUCACAUCGGAGCUCUCCAUCCUCCGCAACACGAUCCAGCCCAUUGUCUCGCUCAUCAACUCGCUGCGCGACCACAAAGCAGACCCCAUGACGCAAUCCAUGCUCGCCCACACAAACUCCAACCUCGCCACACGCAAGACAAUGACGUCCAUCAACAUCAGCCCCCUCGCCCACACGUACCUCGGCGACGUCGAAGAUCACUGCAUCAUGAUCACGGCCUCGCUCGACCAGAUGCGCCGCGCAGCGGACAACCUCAUCGACCUCAUCUUCAACAUGAUGGGCGCCUACCAAAACGAAUCUAUGAAGAUCCUCACCGCAACCACAAUCUUCUUCCUGCCCCUCACCUUCUUAGUUGGUUACUUUGGCCAGAACUUUGCCCGCUUCAACGGCGUCCAGCACAACUCUGACGCCUUCUUCUGGAUCAUUGCCGUCCCCGUCAUGUUUGUUACUCUGCUCGUCCUCAUGGCUGAUCGCAUCAUCCGCAAGUUUAAGCAUUGGAGUGGCAAGCUUAAGCGGAGAGAGGCGAAGCGCAGGGCGGUUAGAAAAGCGAGGGCGGGUGCUAAUGGUAUGUUGGGGGAUGGAAUGGGAAUGGGGCGUCAUGGGGUUGAGGGGCAUCAGCAUAAGGCCAAAAGGAGGCAGACUAUGUAUACAAAGGGCAAUAUUGGGUCGUUUUGA